CGCAGUGCCGCACCGCUUCGCGCGCGUGUGUCUUGUUCGUUCAUCUCGCUCGCCCGUUCUCAAUCCCUAGCUGCCCUCGACCAGGUCGCACGAUCGCCCCCGCCGCCGGCGACGAAACCCUAAGCGCAGCGGUGUUAUCAGCCGAGGUGCCAUUCCUUCCCAGAGGCCGCUACCCCCGUGAUCCGGCCACGAUCCUAGCGAGCAGCAUCAGGAGGUGGUGGUGGACGGGGAGAUGGUGGCGGCAGCGGAGGAGAAGCAAGGGGUCGGCUCCAUCUUUUCCUGUAUCGACAAACAUGGUGAUGAGGCUUCAGAGCCACCUAUUCUUCACUGGGACGACGUCUGCCUAUCGGACAGCGACGAUGAUUUAGUUGACCGGCUCAACUUGUCCGACUUGGCCGGCUUGGCCCUGGCGCACUCUGACGACGAGGAGGAAGGGGUGACAGACGGCGAGGAGACAAAUUGCCCAGGCAGGUCAUUGUCCAGAUAUGCGACGAUUUGAUCUCCAAAGUAACCAAAAACGAUUAAUUGCCGAUUGAUUGAUGCUACAUUGAUUAUAGCCUGCAGGGAAGAAAUUUCCCAGGGAGAAAGCCAAACUGAUACAGAGGGUGUGGGUAAGGAGUGACAUCAAACAGAACGAAGAACACAGAGAGCUGUGCAAGAUGCUUCUAGAUCUGGGACAUGAGUGGUCUGCCCUUCCUCCUUUUCCUAUGAAAGUAUUCCCUCAGGCAAUAGGCGCAUGCGUUUUGCGGGGCUACUGUCACCACCGUAUAUACAAAACCCAUGAUACUUCCACCACUAAAUCAACUCUUGGAUACCGCGAACCAAAUCGGAUGCUACAGGUAUUCUCGCUGCGUUUGUCAAGCUCUACAUCAUAUCCUGUUGGUGUCUAUGGAAUAAUCGCCGUUCGGGAUUCCUUGGAGCCUCUGAGGAAUUACGUCUUUAAUCGUCCCUGCAGAGAUGAUGUUGUCACCAUUGACCAGGAUUCCUUUACCCUACCUCUUUGUAGCCCUUGUCGAGGAAUGUACUUACGGCAGGAUGCAUUACUAGAAGUUGAUCUGUGGGUAAAGGAGGAAGGGGAUGGAUCGGCUGACAAACAAAUACUUUCUGUGUAUGCUGAGAUUGAGAGCUGCCCAGCUUAUGAUGAAAUGCUAUAUGGACAGAUUCGUACUGGCCUGUUCAGCUUGGACAUAGGCUACAUAUCAUUUACAAGAAGUAUCGAGGCCGUAAUAGAAGUCUUGGCAAAGGUUGAUGGUCCUCAUCAUGUGAGAUUUGGUGCUUUCAGCAGUGGCUUUGAUCAUGAGAUUGUGUUGUUUGAUGACACAUUCUCUGGGACUAAGAUGCAGUUUCAGCAUGUAGUCGUGGUGAAAGCAGAGGAAAAAUUGGAUGUUUGCUUAAAGUUGGGGGAAUCACUCUUUGGCUGGGCUUUCCAGGAUGGACAUGUUGGACCUGUUAGGAUUCCUGAUGACUCUAUGUCAAAGUAUGGCCAGUUUGAUGUGAGGGUGUUCUUUGCCCCUAAGAACUCGCGACCACAGAAAUAAGUGAAGAAGACACCCCGUGCUGGAUUGUGCGUUUUAUUUUCUCCUAACUAAGUACCUCCUGAGUGUUUUUUUUUUUUUGUAAUCUAUAAACCCUCUGUGUCAAAACAACAGAUGUUUGAGGUCAGA
This is a messenger RNA of Triticum aestivum (bread wheat), 1664 nucleotides long. RefSeq lists its product as uncharacterized. The transcript has 4 exons. The coding region runs from base 660 to 1538 and encodes 292 amino acids. The record is from RefSeq and is a predicted model, not a curated record. NCBI's taxonomy places the organism in Eukaryota, Viridiplantae, Streptophyta, Magnoliopsida, Poales, Poaceae.